Macrosteles quadrilineatus (aster leafhopper) is the source of this 1692-nucleotide messenger RNA. RefSeq names its product NADH dehydrogenase [ubiquinone] flavoprotein 1, mitochondrial (gene ND-51). Gene Ontology annotation, molecular function: 4 iron, 4 sulfur cluster binding; NADH dehydrogenase (ubiquinone) activity; NAD binding. The record is from RefSeq and is a predicted model, not a curated record. The coding region runs from base 91 to 1515 and encodes 474 amino acids. The transcript has 10 exons. Gene Ontology annotation, biological process: mitochondrial electron transport, NADH to ubiquinone. NCBI's taxonomy places the organism in Eukaryota, Metazoa, Arthropoda, Insecta, Hemiptera, Cicadellidae.
GUCAGCGGCUGCGCCAUUGUUUUUGUUGAUCCUGCGUUGUAGGCAAGGAAAAUUUAUUAAUUUUGCUCUGCAUCGGAGGAGGAUUUCAAAAUGGCCGGAUCAUUUGCGUUAUCGAGGGUCUCCCUGCUGCCGAAGAAUAGCUUAGGCAGUGUUGGAGCCAGCCUAACACAAGUAAGACAUUUUGCUGAUGCUCCGCCGCCACAAACCAAGACAAAGUUCGGCCCAUUGGCCGAUGAGGACCGUAUCUUCACCAACCUCUACGGACGACAUGACUGGAGGCUCAAAGGAGCUCUCAAACGAGGAGACUGGUACAAGACCAAAGAAAUACUUCUCAAGGGGCCUGACUACAUCAUCAAUGAAGUGAAAACAUCUGGGUUGAGAGGCCGAGGUGGCGCCGGGUUUCCAACUGGAAUGAAAUGGAGUUUUAUGAACAAGCCUUCUGAUGGCAGGCCCAAGUACCUGGUUGUGAAUGCUGACGAAGGAGAGCCAGGAACGUGCAAGGACCGAGAGAUUAUGCGUCACGACCCACACAAGCUGGUGGAGGGCUGUCUGAUCGCAGGUCAUGCCAUGGGCGCCCGAGCUGCGUACAUCUACAUCCGAGGAGAGUUCUACAACGAGGCGUCUAACAUGCAAGUGGCCAUCAGUGAGGCCUACCAAGCGGGCCUGAUCGGCAAGAACGCCUGUGGCUCUGGCUACGACUUUGACGUGUUCAUGCACCGAGGCGCAGGAGCUUACAUUUGCGGUGAGGAGACAGCGCUCAUCGAGUCCAUUGAGGGGAAGCAGGGUAAGCCCCGCCUCAAGCCACCAUUCCCCGCAGACGUCGGAGUGUUCGGCUGCCCCACUACUGUUAGCAACGUGGAGACCGUAGCAGUUGCUCCUGCCAUUUGUCGACGCGGCGGUGCAUGGUUCGCCGGGCUCGGAAGACCUCGUAACUCAGGUACCAAGCUGUUCAACAUCUCCGGCCACGUCAACACACCUUGCACUGUGGAGGAGGAGAUGUCCAUUCCUCUGAAGGAACUGAUUGAGCUACACGCGGGCGGAGUGGUGGGCGGAUGGGACAACCUGCUAGCUGUGAUACCCGGCGGCUCGUCUACACCACUGAUACCAAAGAGUGUGUGCGAGGAUGUACUGAUGGACUUUGACGGCUUGGUAGCUGCCCAGACCAGCUUGGGAACUGCGGCCAUCAUUGUGAUGAACAAACAAACAGACGUCAUCAAGGCCAUUGCCCGUCUCAUCAUGUUCUACAAACACGAGUCCUGUGGCCAGUGCACACCGUGCCGUGAGGGCAUCAACUGGAUGAACAAGCUCAUGUAUCGCUUCGUCGAUGGAAAUGCUCGCCCUGAGGAGAUCGAUAUGCUCUGGGAACUAAGCAAGCAGAUCGAGGGACACACCAUCUGCGCUUUGGGCGACGGCGCAGCCUGGCCUGUACAGGGUCUCAUCCGACACUUCAGACCAGAAAUCGAAGAAAGGAUGAAGAAGUUCCACGAGGAGCAGAAAGUCGCUAAACAGAACUAAUACUAUGUGUAUACUCACUAGAGGCCGCAAAGGCUGGAUAGGCCACACACUAAGCCAGGGAAAACAACCCAUUUAUGCAAUGAUAUUUAUUAAGUUAUUAACCACAAUUGUGAUUUUCCCGGCAAGGAAUUAAAUGUAUUUGGUUUUGUACAGUAUUAAAAUUAUUUUCCUCUGUUA